Cornus florida is the source of this 378-nucleotide messenger RNA. Its product is annotated as ankyrin repeat-containing protein ITN1-like. The record is from RefSeq and is a predicted model, not a curated record. The transcript is spliced from 2 exons. Bases 1 to 378 code for a protein of 125 amino acids. NCBI's taxonomy places the organism in Eukaryota, Viridiplantae, Streptophyta, Magnoliopsida, Cornales, Cornaceae.
AUGAGGCUCAUUAGGAAGAUUGACGACGAUGGGAACUCCAUACUGCAUAUGGUUGGGAGAAAAAGAAAACAUCGUGCUGCUGAGGACAUGCGAAGCCCUGCUCUGCUAUUGCAAGAGGAUUUGCUCUUGUUUGAGCUAAAGCGCACUGCAGAAAAUUGCUCCAUUGUUGCUGUGCUGAUUGCCACUGUUGCCUUUGCCGCGGCCUACACAGUACCAGGAGGCCCAAACCAAAGUACUGGUUCUCCAAUUAUUCUCAACCAACCUUUCUUCGAGAUAUUCACCAUUACUGACGUACUCUCCCUUGCAUUCGCUUUGACAUCAGUGGUUACAUCUCUCUCCAUCCUCACAUCUGCUUUUCGAUUGAAGGACUUCAAAUAG